Molecule: messenger RNA, 1254 nt
Organism: Ylistrum balloti
Lineage: Eukaryota; Metazoa; Mollusca; Bivalvia; Pectinida; Pectinidae
Product: ribosomal protein S6 kinase-related protein-like
Exons: 14
Coding region: 58-1254 (398 amino acids)
Biological process (GO): protein phosphorylation
Molecular function (GO): protein serine/threonine kinase activity; ATP binding
Source: RefSeq, a predicted model, not a curated record
AAGUGAACUGAUAAUUGCUAUGACAAUUAAAACCUCAAAACAUGAAAUUGAAAAAGGAUGGGGAAUAAUAACCAGAAACUGCCGUUAAGAAAAGCUCAAUCUGUUCCAGGAUCUCAGUUUUUACAAGCCACUAAUCCAGAUUUUGUCAGAGGAACUAAGACACGAGGCUCGGAGCGCCUUGUCCGUGGUAAAUCCCAGGAUGAAUUGGAUAAAGGAUCUGAAGCUCAGUGGUCAGUACCUUUGGUUGAAGCCCUGUUUCUCCCUGAUUUCCCUGUCAGAGGCAGUCUUGAGGAGCAGGAGUUUGAGGUUAUGGACGUCAUAGCAAAGGGUGCCUAUGGAAACGUAUUACGGGUCAGACGUGAGGAUGAAAAGCAGGUGUAUGCUAUGAAGGUGAUGGGUAAAACUCAAAUUAUAGUCGAGGGUGCAAUACAACAAUGUAAAGAUGAGGCAGCAAUACAGGCAAUGCUUGGUGAUCAUCCAUUCAUUGUGAAGUUACAUGAGUACUGGCAAUCCAAAAAGUUUUUGUAUAUAGUUUUAGAUUAUAUUCCAUAUGGUGAUAUUUUUACCCUAUGGACAUUCCAUGGCUAUUUCCCAGAACAACUAGUAAAAGUAUUUGUAGCUGAGAUGGCCAUGGUUUUAGAUUAUCUACACAAGUCUGGUGUAAUUUAUAGAGAUAUUAAGAUGGAAAAUAUACUACUUGAUGUUAAUGGACACAUACAGUUAACAGACUUCGGCCUCUCCAAAUGGCUUGGUACAAGGGAGAGAACACGGACAGUCUGUGGGACGUUGCAAUAUAUGGCUCCAGAGGUGCUAUCUGCUCAGGCCUAUGGUCAUACUGCUGAUUGGUGGUCCCUAGGAAUUCUCAUGUUUGUCAUGUUGGCAGGCAAGUACCCAGCAGAGGGCGCCAAUGAUCACAAAGAAAUGGCUACAAAGGUGUUUGACUGUGAUUACUUAUUACCCAACUUUGUCAGUGAUCGAGCCCAGGAAGUGAUUGAUAAGCUUUUAAUGAAAAGACCAGAAAGGCGGCUAGCAGAUCUCUUUACAUUACAGAACAUGCCAUUUUACCGACUUUUUGACUUCACUAGUUGUAUAGAAAGAAAAAUCAACCCUAAGUCAGUAGUGCCAGAGGAGUUUUUUCCCAUGACAGGUGUAAGCUUUAGUUACUCACCAAACACCAAUCCUCCAGAAGAUGAAUUUGCUGAGUUUGACUUUGUGUGGAACCUCCCUCCUGAUGCUGAACCAGUCUUUGUAUGA